Molecule: messenger RNA, 1127 nt
Organism: Malania oleifera
Lineage: Eukaryota; Viridiplantae; Streptophyta; Magnoliopsida; Santalales; Ximeniaceae
Exons: 11
Coding region: 1-864 (287 amino acids)
Biological process (GO): translational elongation; peptide biosynthetic process
Cellular component (GO): cytoplasm
Molecular function (GO): translation elongation factor activity
Source: RefSeq, a predicted model, not a curated record
AUGACAAACCGUGCAGUAUAUAGUGCAGGACUGCUCUUGCUCAGGCUGGUGCAGAUUUUCCAGACCAUUUCCCGUCGUCCGGACAAGAUGCGAGCUUCUCUGAGCAAGCGCCUUUCUCAAUUCCUCUUCCUCGCUGCGACUUCAUCUUCUUCUUCACCGGGAGCCCUAUCGAAAUCCCUUACGACACUAAUACAGCCAUUUCAUUCUCAGUAUCACUCGCUAACGAGCUCGCCCGACGCUUCCUCUCAUUCUGAAGGCGUCCUCCGCUCGCCAUGGUUUGCGGUUCAACGCCGCGGCGCCAAAGUUCUCGGUUCCGAUGUCAGACUUGGAAAUGUGAUUCAAAGAAAAGGACGUAUAUACCAGGUCCUAAAAGCACAACAUACUCAGCAUGGAAGAGGAGGAGCAUCAAUACAGGUAGAGCUCCGUGAUGUUGAUAGUGGAAACAAAACUACUGAAAGGUUUCGAACAGACGAGUCUAUUGAAAGAGUAUUUGUUGAAGAGAAGCAUUACACAUAUUUGUAUACAGAUAAGAACUCAAUAGUGUUAAUGGAGCCAGGUACAUUUGAGCAAAUUGAAGUGUCUAAAGACUUGUUUGGCAAAGCUGCUGCUUAUCUAAAAGAGGAUAUGAAGGUGUCUGUACAAUUGUUUGAUGGAAGAGCUAUGUCUGCAUCAGUUCCAAAACGUGUAACAUGCACUGUUACGAAAGCUCAAGUUAUUGCGAAGGGUGCUACUAUCACACCUCAGUAUAAAAAAGUUUUACUGGACAAUGGGCUCACUGUUCCUGUGCCAUCGUUCAUUCUAACUGGUGACCGGAUAGUUAUCGAUACUACAGAUGAUUCUUAUAUCACCAGGGCCAAGGAAUGAUAUUUUAGGCUGCAGUGGUUUGAAAAUUACCCGAAGUUGUUGAGACUGCCGUUUUGCAUAGCAUGAUAUACCUCACAUAGUACUCAGAAUGCUGUUUUUAGUCGAUUCACAAGGCCCGGCAUGGAAGAUUAUAUUGAUUCUUCCUCUAUUUUAUGCUUGAGUUACCAUUCUUGCUUAUGGAUGGAUCCUAUUGCUGAGGGGAAUUUGAUUUUUGAAAGUGGUUUUAAAGUUUAUGGAGUCAUAUGAUGGUCAUUUAGGAGAAA